Messenger RNA from Lingula anatina, 2203 nucleotides. RefSeq names its product UMP-CMP kinase. The record is from RefSeq and is a predicted model, not a curated record. NCBI's taxonomy places the organism in Eukaryota, Metazoa, Brachiopoda, Lingulata, Lingulida, Lingulidae. Gene Ontology annotation, molecular function: ATP binding. Gene Ontology annotation, biological process: 'de novo' pyrimidine nucleobase biosynthetic process; pyrimidine nucleotide biosynthetic process.
GAAAUACAACCUCAGUUUGGGGCGCAGUCCUGGCGUGAGCUGGCAACGUACAAGCACACUGUCAUCAUCCAAAUAUUUUAAUAACUUUGACAGUAUUUUGCAUUUGGUGUUCAGAUGUAAUUCUGCGAAUUGUUUUUCUGCAACUUUUACGACAUUUUAAACUUAACUUAGAUUAAUGUCUAACAUAAAAUAUCGGAAUUGAGUUUGGGCAAACUUGCCGGGCGGUCUUCGAUUAUAUCUAUUUACAAAGACUCGGGCCACGAGGGCAGUAAGAUAAUCAGCUGUUGUACUACAAACCUCUUGUCUGAUUGGUUGUAAAACAUUGACUACGUGGACUUGGUAUCUACUUUAACAGUUUAUGCAACUGGGGCGGCUUAGUUGUGGUCUGCUUCUAUUCCCCAAGCGAUUGAUUCACAAGAUGGCCGAGACAGUCAAGGCACAAAAGCCAAAUGUGGUGUUUGUUCUUGGCGGGCCUGGAGCAGGAAAAGGGACACAGUGUGAUAUGAUUGUGAAGGAGUUUGGGUAUGUCCAUUUAUCUGCUGGUGAGCUGUUGAGAGCAGAGAGAAGCAGGCCAGGUUCAAAAUAUGGGGAAGAAAUUGAGAAACACAUUAAAGAUGGAACUAUUGUCCCUGUUGAGAUCACAUGCAGUCUUUUGGAUCAGGAAAUGCAAGCUAGCAGUAAAAACAACUUUCUAAUUGAUGGCUUCCCAAGGAAUGAGAACAAUCUUGAUGGCUGGAAUAGAACCAUGGGAGACAGGACCAAUUUGCAAUUUGUUCUUUUCUUUGAUUGUCCUGAAGAUGUGUGUGUUGAGCGUUGUUUAAACAGAGGGAAGUUAGGCAGUGGAAGAACAGAUGACAAUCCAGCAAGUUUAAAGAAAAGAAUAGAGACAUACACUAAAUCCACCUUACCUAUAAUACAACAUUAUGAGGGUAAGGAUUUAGUCAGACGAGUAGAUGCCUCAGGAACACAAGAAGAAGUAUUUGAAAAGGUUAGAAAAUUUUUCUCAGAGGUGCAGUCUUGAAUGGUUGUCUGUCGGAUAUAACACACAGGGCGCUACUAGAAUGAGGGUGUACCGCAGCUUUAACUCUUUAUGGUCAAUCAUGUUUUCAGGUAUAUAAGAAGUUGAACGUUAUUUAAUUGGAAAUACACUCAGGUGAUGUAAUACACUUCUGUAGUCAUCAAGUUUAUGGGAUUGUUUUACAUCUUCCUUUGCAAUCUUCCUUUGCAUUUUCUUUAGAUGCGGGAAUCUUUUGUAACUGGGUACAUAUGUAGCAUUUAUGUGUUAUCUCUAUACUUCUACUUAUCUGUUUCUUCCAAAACAAUUUGCCAUAUGUGAUGUAUUACUUAGAUGUAUGAUCUGUUAUUUUAUGGGUACAGUAGGAAGCAAUUUAGUUUGGUAGUUUUUUGUUUUAACCUAUCUUUUGAAAGUGAUAAGUUAUCAAGACAUUUUAACACCUUCCCUAUUUAACCUACCCAAUGUUUUUUAAUCAUUUGCACUGUUUUUUGAUGAACAAUUCUUUGCUCCACCAAAGCUUAAGCAAAAAUAUGCUUUUAUUUUUAUUAUUAAUAUGGGAGGCAUAUGGAGUUAGUUUUUUUAAUUGAGACUAUCAGUAAGGCUAAAUAUUUUGUAAAUAUGUUUUUAGGGUAAUAGUUACGUGAUGUGGGAAAUGGUUUAAAAUGACCUCUUGGGUUAAAAUUUUUUUCUAGUUCACCAUGCCUUAAACAUUUGGCAUUAAUGUCACAUCUACUUACCUGUGUCGAUAUUGAGAGUUGUUUCAAAUGAUUGUACAGAGUAGGUUUUAUUGUUUUUAGUUCUCUCAAAGAUUUUAAUUUGCCUGUAGUACAUAUUGCUAGGGCCAAAUGGCUUGGUGCUAAAGAAAGUAAAAAUGUAGUAGCGCAUACUCUAUUAUCUAAUGUAGAAGUAGCUUGAUACUUAAACAAUUCCAUCCAAUAGAUAAAACUGCCAUGAAGUGUUUAUUUGUAACUGGAAGUUCUUAAAAUGUUAUUUUAUAGCUACAUUGAAGGAGCAAAAUGAUUUUUAAGUUUAUUUUAGUUUUAAAGAAAUUUCAGCGAGCUACAGCAGGGUUGUCUUUCCUGUGUCACAUUCUUUCUGCUCAAAACGGAGGAUGUAACAGAACUGCUUUGAACCUCUCAUGCCUUUUAUUUAACAAACAAGAAUAAAAUUAAUCAGCUUGAUUUUUAA